GAGGGACGCCGUGGAGGAGAAAGACAACGCAGCGAACAAAACACACAAUGGCGACGGCGGCGACAACGGCAGGCGGAACGGGCUCGGGUGGACCGAACACUGGCCCCGUCGGUGGUUUAACUGCAGUGGGACGAAAGAAAGAUGGUGGUCCGUCUGCGAAAUUUUGGGAAAGUUCAGACACGAUAUCCCAGCUGGAGACGGUGCGACUCUGGAUCGGAAAGCACUACAAGAAGCACGUCCAGAAUGACUCCCCCUCCAGUAAAUCCCUGGCAGGUCUCGUGGUCCAGCUGCUGCAUUUCCAGGAAGAUGCAUUUGGGCGAAGAGUCAACAAUCCUGCUCUUACAAAGCUACCUGCCAAGUGUUUCCUGGAUUUCAAGGCAGGAGGUGCUCUCUGUCACAUUUUGGGAUCUGUCUACAAGUUUAAGAGCGAGCAAGGCUGGCGAAGAUUUGACCUACAGAAUCCCUCCCGGAUGGACAGGAACGUGGAAAUGUUCUUAAAUGUUGAAAAGAACCUGGUCCAGAAUAACUGCUUGACUCGACCCACUGUUUACCUGUCGCCAGACAUCGAGCAGAAACAGGCUAGUAAGCUCAAAGACAUCAUCAAAAGACACCAGGGCUCCAUUACGGAUGACAAGUCGAAGGCCACCCAUAUCAUUUACCCGUCACUAUCCCAGCAAGAAGAAGAGGAGUGGCUGCGUCCUGUCAUGAGAAAAGACAAGCAGGUGCUUGUCCAUUGGGGUCUCUACCCAGACAGCUACGACACCUGGGUGUCAGCCAGUGAGUUAGACGGUGACCCAGAGGACCCACCCAGCACUGACAGACCUUGGAAGGUCCAUGCCAAGUGGGUUUUAGACACAGAUGCCUUCAAUGAGUGGAUGAAUGAGGAAGACUACGAAGUGGAUGAGAACAAGAAGCCAGUCAGCUUCCGCCAGAGGAUUUUCCCCAAAGAGGAAGAGUCUUCCCGUACACCCGAUCGCAAGGAGCGCAAGGCCAACUCUGCGGGAAAGAAGAGGAGGCGCUCACCCUCUCCACCCAGCACUCCAGCCGAGUCCCGUAAGAAGGGAGGCAAGAAGGGGAACCCGGGACCUCACUGGAAACGACGGGGCCACAGAGGAGAAGAGGAGGACACUGAAGAGGACAUGACAAAAGACAUGGACGAUUCCUCAGCUGGUGCUAGCAUGGAGGAGGGCAGCAUCUCCAAGAAUGCAAAUUCAAAGAAAGACAGCGAGAAUACACCGGUCAAAGGAGGGCAUGUGGCCGACUUGGAUGACAUGGAAGAUGAAUCUGUGAUGUCUGGUGGGAAGGAUGAUGAGGAACAAGGCAAAAGUGAAAUAAACCGACUGGAUGCCAAUGAGGACAAUGUGACUGAACAGACGCAUCACAUCGUUAUCCCCAGCUAUGCUGCUUGGUUUGACUACAACAGCAUCCAUGAGAUCGAGAGACGAGCCUUGCCAGAGUUCUUCAACGGAAAGAACAAGUCCAAAACUCCAGAAAUAUACCUGGCCUAUCGCAACUUCAUGAUCGACACGUAUCGGCUGAAUCCUCAGGAGUACCUCACCUCCACCUCCUGCCGCAGGAACCUGACUGGAGAUGUUUGCGCCAUCAUGAGGGUACAUGCAUUCUUGGAGCAGUGGGGUUUGGUGAACUACCAGGUCGAUGCAGAGUCUCGUCCAUUGCCGAUGGGCCCCCCACCCACUCCUCAUUUUACUGUGCUGGCCGACACACCCUCUGGCCUCAUGCCUCUUAACCACAGGCCCCAACCGAUUCCUCCUCCACAGCCAAUGCCAAAUUUUGCAGACAAAAGCAAAGACAAGCCCAUCGACCUGCAGAACUUUAGCCUUCGUUCUGACCUCUACAACAGGAAAAGCAUCAAGGGUAAAGCAGGCAGCACCACCAGAGAUUGGACUGAGCAGGAGACUCUGCUGCUGCUCGAGGCCCUGGAGAUGUAUAAAGAUGACUGGAACAAAGUUUCAGAGCAUGUUGGUUCACGCACCCAAGAUGAGUGCAUCCUGCACUUCCUGCGAUUGCCCAUUGAAGAUCCAUACCUGGAGAGCACGGAGGCCACACUUGGGCCUCUUUCCUAUCAGCCCAUACCUUUCAGCCAGUCUGGGAACCCAGUCAUGAGCACAGUAGCCUUCCUGGCAUCUGUUGUGGAUCCCAGAGUGGCAUCUGCUGCAGCCAAGGCAGCACUAGAGGAGUUCUCUCGUGUGCGUGAAGAGGUGCCAGCUGAGUUGGUGGAGGCUCACGUGAAGAAGGUGCAGGAGGCGGCCAGAACUACUGGGAAGGUGGAUCCCGCCUUUGGUUUGGAGAGCAGCGGCAUUGCUGGAACUGCCCCCGAGGAGCCAGAAAAGACUGAAACUACAGAGCCGGAAAAGAUGGAAACAGACUCCGACUCCCAGCAGGUUGACAAGGGUGAGUUGAAGGAUGAGGCUGAGAAGCCGAGCGAGUCUGCCGAGAAGAGCGACAAGACAGAAGCAGCAGAAAAGGUGAAAAAAGAGGGAGCGGAGGCAUCGGAGCGUGAAGAAGAGAAUGAAGAGGGAGGGGAGGCUAAGACCGCUCAAGCAGACAAAGACAAAGAGGAGUCUACGGAGACAUCAUCUUCAGACCAGGAGAAGGAGAAGGAGGAGAAAACCCCUACAGAGGAGGGAGAGGACAAGGGCAAGAAGCUGGAACAUGAUAUCGGAGAAGGAAACAUUGCCACUGCGGCUGCUGCUGCCUUGGCAUCUGCUGCCACAAAAGCCAAGCAUUUGGCAGCAGUGGAGGAGAGGAAGAUCAAGUCCUUGGUGGCUCUGCUGGUCGAGACCCAGAUGAAGAAACUGGAGAUCAAGUUGAGGCACUUUGAGGAACUUGAGACCAUCAUGGACCGUGAGAAAGAGGCUUUGGAGCUUCAGAGGCAGCAGCUGCUAACCGAGCGUCAGGCGUUCCACAUGGAGCAACUCAAAUACGCCGAAAUGAAGGCGAGGCAGCAGAUGGAGCAGCAAGCGGCAGCCGCGGCUGCUGCUGCAGCUGCCCAGGCCCAAGGACAGGGGCAGGGGCCUGGGGCUGGACCACACUCUGGGCCCCCUCCACCAGGCAUGCACCCAGGAGGACCCACACCACAUCACGGAGGACCUCCUCCCCACCACGGAGCACCUCCACCACACCAUGGAGGGCCCCCACCCGGCGCUGCAAUGCACCCUGGCUACCCCCCAAUGGGUCACCACCCAAUGGCCCCUCACCACCCAGGACAGACAGGACCAAUGGGACCAGGUCAGCCAAUGCCUGGACGUAUGAUGUCUGGCCCUCCUUCUGCUGGGCCUCCUCCUGGUGGCAUGCCUCCCAUGAUGCCCCCACGCCACCCCGGAGCCCCCAACGGCAUGUAUCCUGGUCCACCACCUGCACAGCCUGACGCGAUCCCUCCUGCUCCUGUAGGUCCUCCAGCACCUCCGAGUGGGCGAGUGGCUGACAACUAAGAGCUACACACGCAGA
Messenger RNA from Neolamprologus brichardi, 3468 nucleotides. RefSeq names its product SWI/SNF related BAF chromatin remodeling complex subunit C1a (gene smarcc1a). NCBI's taxonomy places the organism in Eukaryota, Metazoa, Chordata, Actinopteri, Cichliformes, Cichlidae. Gene Ontology annotation, biological process: cell projection morphogenesis. Gene Ontology annotation, molecular function: protein binding. Gene Ontology annotation, cellular component: synapse. The record is from RefSeq and is a predicted model, not a curated record.